Molecule: messenger RNA, 1697 nt
Organism: Thamnophis sirtalis
Lineage: Eukaryota; Metazoa; Chordata; Lepidosauria; Squamata; Natricidae
Source: RefSeq, a predicted model, not a curated record
AAAAGGGCAGCGCCUUCCCUCUCCUUCGUCCCCCAGGCCUGCCUCCCUCUCCCUCCCUCCCUCUGUCGCCAUCCCCUCAGGCGGCGCCCCCGGGCGGGCGGAGAAGGGGGCGAGGGCUCCCGUCCUGGCUACGUCCGCAGGGCGGGGAAUAGAAGCGAAGCAUCGGGCGAGGCAGGCAGAGGGCAGCGGCAGCGGCGGGGGGUUCUCUGUCACGCUCGCAGCGCCGACGGGGGGACCGCAACGCAGGCACGCAGGCGCGCGGGCGCAGGCAGAAGCCAGGCCGGGGAGCCCCUUGAAGGGAGUAGAAAGGAGCAAUGACGGCUCUGGACGGUAUACGGAUGCCAGAUGGCUGCUAUGCUGAUGGAACGUGGGAGUUGAAUGUGCAUGUCACAGACUUGAACAGAGAUGUAACACUGAGGGUCACAGGGGAAAUACAUAUUGGUGGCGUCAUGCUGAAACUCGUGGAAAAACUUGAUGUCAAGAAAGAUUGGUCCGACCAUGCCUUAUGGUGGGAAAAGAAGAAAACCUGGCUCCUUAAAACACACUGGACUUUAGAUAAGUAUGGCAUACAGGCUGAUGCAAAGUUACAGUUCACUCCUCAACACAAAUUGCUCCGACUCCAGCUUCCCAACAUGAAGUAUGUAAAAGUGAAAGUGAACUUUUCUGACAGAGUCUUUAAAGCAGUAUCUGACAUCUGCAAAACUUUCAACAUCAGGCAUCCAGAAGAACUCUCUCUUUUAAGAAAGUCCCGUGAUUCAAACAAAAAGAAAAAGAAAAGGCUGGAUGACCAAUAUGAGGAUGAAACACUUGAGCUGGAAGGACCACUAAUCACACCUGGAUCAGGGAACGUAUAUUCAAGUCCAGGGCUUUAUAGCAAAACUAUGACACCAACUUAUGAUUCUCAUGAUGGGAGUCCUUUAUCACCAACUUCAGCUUGGUUUGGAGACAGUGCUUUAUCAGAAGGAAAUCCAGGUAUACUUGCCGUCAGCCAGGCAAUCACCUCCCCAGAAAUCUUAGCCAAAAUGUAUAAGCCACAGUCACUUCUGGAUAAAGCCAAGAUCAACCAGGGAUGGCUAGAUUCUUCAAGAUCACUUAUGGAACAAGAGGUGAAAGAAAAUGAAGCUUUACUACUGCGGUUCAAAUAUUACAGCUUCUUUGAUUUGAAUCCUAAGUAUGAUGCAAUCAGAAUAAAUCAGCUAUAUGAACAGUCCAAGUGGGCUAUUCUUUUGGAAGAAAUCGAGUGCACAGAAGAGGAAAUGAUGAUGUUUGCAGCACUGCAGUACCACGUCAAUAAAUUGUCCAUCAUGUCAUCUGAAAAUCACUUGAAUAACAGUGACAAAGAAGUUGAUGAAGUUGACGCUGCCCUUUCUGAUUUGGAGAUUACUCUGGAAGGUGGGAAGACCUCUACAAUUCUGGGUGAUAUCACUUCCAUCCCGGAGCUGGCAGACUACAUUAAAGUGUUCAAGCCAAAGAAGCUAACAUUGAAGGGUUAUAAGCAGUAUUGGUGUACCUUCAAAGACACAUCUAUUUCCUGUUUCAAAAGUAAAGAAGAAUCUAACGGGACCCCAGCUCAUCAGAUGAAUUUGAGAGGGUGUGAGGUAACUCCUGACGUCAACAUAUCCGGUCAGAAAUUUAACAUAAAGCUUCUAAUUCCUGUUGCUGAAGGCAUGAAUGAAAUUUGGCUCCGUUGUGAUAAU